AGAAAAAGGAAAUUCUCUACUCUUUCAUUUCGUUUUCUCUCAACCUUAAACCCUAAAUUUCUCUACAUCUUCAAAAAAAACUCUCACCUAUGGCCUUGCUCCUGUUGUUCAAGAAAUUGUCAAUGGCAUUAGCACGUUUCUACUGUGGUCAAGCCUUAAAACCAAAGCAACAGUCCCUCAAAGAAAGAUUUACUUGUUAUUGUAAAAAGAAAAAAGAAAAAAGGAUGAUGUAUCUCAUCGUAUAAUUAAAAAUUUGGACAAAUUUAAAGUUGGAAAGGAUGCGGCGAUGUGGAAGGCUGAAGAUCUCCUUUUGCGUAGCAAGACUACUGUUGUUGGUGCUGUCAAGUGCGAAUUAUCCACUGGAUUUAGGCCACUCAGUCUUGUUAUUGGAGCUGUGAUCGUGAUUGAUUCUCACCGGAGUGGUCAGCGAUUGGAAGAAAAGAUGUCUAAUGUGGAUGGGGUUGUGACUGUGUUGUUGAAUGAUGUGAAAGUAGCUCUAGAUGGACACUCCAAUCUUGGAGAUGAAGUAGCAAAGCUUGUAAUGGAAGUUUCAAAUCUUUCUACACUCAUUUUGAAGGAGCCGCCCAAUGCAGAGGUGGAGAAAAAAAUGGAUGCUAUUGUAGUUACAAUAAACAAACUGGUUUCUGAGCUUGCUAAGAAAAAUGAGCAGAAGAAGACAUGGCUUGGGGAAGAUCAUGCAUGAUAUUGUCACCUAGUUAUUUGAUGACUGGGUGGCAACCAUUUUGUUAAAGCUUAAAUUGUGUGGCCUCUCUUGUACCUCUUUUCUUAUAUAUUGUUGAAUUUUGAAUACAUUUUGUGAAU
Quercus lobata is the source of this 822-nucleotide messenger RNA. RefSeq lists its product as uncharacterized. NCBI's taxonomy places the organism in Eukaryota, Viridiplantae, Streptophyta, Magnoliopsida, Fagales, Fagaceae. The record is from RefSeq and is a predicted model, not a curated record. The transcript has 2 exons. The coding region runs from base 287 to 703 and encodes 138 amino acids.